AUGGAUCCCCUACGAGAUAACACUCUACCAGCUACCAACAGAGAAGACAGGGAAACAGAACCACCGGCCCUAAAUCUGUUCCCCCCAACCAGCGAAGAAGGAGAAACCAGCGACCCCCUGGCGAUAAGACAGACGAUACCUCCGAUAGCCAUAGCACCUGAUGAAGAGCCAAUCAACAACCAAGCAAUGUUCAAGGCUUUCCUAGAAAUCACCAGUCUACUUAAAGACAUCAAACAGAGUAUCUCGUUAAAGUCGCCAGAGCAGGGAUCAGCGAAAUCACCAGUACAGAAGUCAACGUCAACCAUGGACAAGGGAAAAGAACCGAUGCGAGAGGAAGGUGCCCCGGAAAAUUCCGCAAAGAAACAAAACGCCCCCAUAGUAAUUCCAGACGAAGAACGUUGGAUGGAUGAACAACACACCCUCAAAGGCGGAGAAGAGCAUCUGGAAGAAAAAGUCCGCCAAGUCAUGAGCAGGCUUGGAAUAAGAUGUGAAGACGUAGACAUCUCUCUUCGAAGUGACUCACCACUUGCAGAUUUCAUCAUCUCUCACGAGUUCCCUACAAAGUUCAGAUACCCUCCAAAUUUGGAAUCAUACGAUGGAACAGGCUGUCCCAAGAGCCAUAUUCACAAAUUCCAAGCGGUGAUCAAUGUUCAGACAAACUUAGAUCACGUACUAUGCAAACUUUUUCCUACUACCUUAAAAGGUCUGGCGCAGGAAUGGUAUCAGAGUUUAAAGCCAGGAUCAGUGCUGACGUUCAAACAAUUCUCAGGACUUUUCCAGGCUAGAUUCGUAGCAUGCAUCCCUCAAAAGAAGCUGUCCACAGACCUGCUGGCCAUCAUGCAAUGGGAAGGAGAGACACUCAGGAAGUAUGUAGAAAGAUUCAAUAAGGAGGCGAUGCAGAUAGAAGACCUGAUCCAGGAGAUCGCCUACACCGCAUUACUCAAUGGAACUACCAACUCCGACCUACGAAAGGAAUUGUUGGCUAAAUCACCAAAAUCAUUUACCACACUGAUGACCAUCGCACAUACACAGAUCAGAGUGGAUGAUGGCCAGAGAGAGAUAGAGAAUCGCCUCGGACGGGUAGAAGAACGAACGUUUGCAGAAAGAAGAAAUGGGGACAGAUCGCCCAUAGGAAAGAGGUUCGGAGAAAAAGGCAACGACCAUUUUAGAAAUAAAAGAAAAAAAGACGAAGAUAGGCGAUAUACGCCCCUGAACACGACCAGAACCAACAUACUGUUUUGGGUAAAAGACAGCCGAGAGAAGGUCAGAUGGCCGAGGAAGAUGAACGCUGCAUCAGCCAGCAAAAGAGACAACAGCAAAUACUGUGAAUUUCACAAAGACAACGGCCACACCACAGAUGAAUGCUGGCACCUGAAGGAGGAGAUAGAGAAGCUGAUAGAAAGGGGAUCCCUUUCCCAGUUCGUAAAAAGGGACACCGAAGCCAGAGAGACGGAGUCAGAAAGAAAGAAAGAGCGGAAAGAAGAAACCGCCAGAAGACCCAGACCAGAGCCAGCAGGCGUGGUUAACGUAAUAAUGGGCGGAUCGACCGGAGGAGACAGCAAUACUACAAGAAAGAAAGCUGCAAGAACAGUCUACUCAGUUAGCCCAGGUGCACCAAAUGCUAAGAAAUUCAGAAGCGUAUCUUUUUCGGAGGGCGAUAGUCAUGGCUUAUCAGUCCCCCAUGAGGACGCCCUAGUUGUCAAGGGGCGACUCAACAAUUUCGAAGUAUCUCGGAUGCUUGUGGACACGGGAAGUUCGGUAAACAUGAUCACAAUGGAGGUGUUCGGCAGAAUUGGACUCAAGAAAGAAAAUUUGACACAUGUCUCUACUCCACUGGUGGGACUAGGAGGCAAAUCUGUACAGGUGGAAGGAUCACUGGAGAUAAACAUCCAACUGGGGGAUGGAGAGAUCUACAAAGAGAUCCGAGCAGAAUUCAUGGUGGUCAAUAUGGACUUCGCAUACAACGCAAUUCUCGGAAGGCCACUUUUGCACGAUACGUGCGCAUCCAUUUGCAUGAGGUACCUACUAAUGAAAAUCCCAACCAGAGAAGGCGAUGCUGAAGUCAGAGGAUGCCAAAAGUCAGCCAGAGAAGCAUACUUUACAGCUCUCAGGAAAGUACAUAUAACCUUGCCAGUACUAACAAUGGAACCUCCAGAGAAGAAGGAAAGGGCGGAGCAUUAUGGGCGAACCGCGAAAAUCGAAUUAUCCCCAGGAAAGGAGAUAGAAGUUGGAGAUGAGCUAGAAGAAGAAAUCAAACGAUCUCUGACAGAAAACCUCAGAUCGUUUGGAGACUCCUUUGCCUGGACAACAGACGAAUUGAUCGGAGUAGACCCGGACGUCAUAUGUCAUCGGUUAAACAUAGCGACCGACGCAAAGGCAGUGAUACAGAAGAAGAGAAGGCACUCACCCGAAAAACAACUCGCCAUCGCAGAAGAGGUCGCCCGGUUAAAAGCAGCAAACGUGAUCAAAGACGCCUAUUACCCCAAGUGGGUAGCAAAUGUGGUGAUGGUAAAAAAGUCCAAUGGCACUUACCGAAUGUGUGUGGACUUCACAGAUCUGAAUAAAGCAUGUCCCAAAGAUAGUUUCCCGCUUCCACACAUUGAUCAGUUAGUAGACUCCACAGCAGGUCACGCCCUCUAUACAUUCCUAGAUGCCAAGGCGGGAUAUCAUCAGAUACCCAUGGCACCUGAGGACCAGGAGAAGACGGCCUUCAUAACGGACCAGGGAUUAUUUUGUUACAAGAUGAUGCCCUUCGGUCUGAAGAACGCAGGAGCCACAUAUCAGCGGCUGGUGAACUCAAUAUUCAGAGAUCAGAUAGGAAAACACAUGGAAGUUUAUGUGGAUGACAUGAUCAUCAAAAGCAUCCGAGCUGAAGACCACCCAACAGAUGUGAAGAUAGUCCUAGAGACGCUAAAGAGAUACCAGCUAAAACUCAAUCCGGAAAAGUGCGUAUUCGGAGUACCGGCAGGCAAGUUCUUGGGAUACAUGGUCUCUCAGCGGGGUAUUGAGGCUAACCCAGAUAAAAUCGAAGCGGUCUUAAAAAUGACACCGCCACGGAGCAUACAUGAAGUCCAGAAGCUCAACGGCCGGAUCACGGCUCUAGGUCGGUUCAUGUCCUGCUCGGCAAAACGAUGUCUGCCUUUCUUCAAAACCCUGAAACAGAUCAAGAACUUCACAUGGACAGCAGAAUGCCAGCAGGCGUUUGAGGAAUUGAAAAGCUUCCUAUCCUCGCCCCCACUUUUGGCGAGACCAGAUCCGGGCGACGUGUUAUAUUUAUACAUCUCUUGCUCUGACGAAACAAUAGCAGGAGUAUUGGUAUCGGAAAAAGGAGGAGAACAAUACCCGAUCUACUACAUUAGCAAAGUACUCAGAGAUGCGGAGCUGAGAUACCCAAAGUUGGAAAAGCUGGCGCUGUGCGUAUACACCGCCACCAUCAAGCUCCGACAUUACUUCGAAGGACACCAAGUCAUCGUACGAACCGACCAACCAUUACGAAAAAUCCUCCAGAAGGCAGAGACAAGUGGACGCAUAGCGGAAUGGGCCGUCAAAAUAGGAAGCCUGGGCGUUAUCUAUGAAGCCCAAAAAGCACUGAAAGCUCAAGCACUAGCCGACUUCUUCGCAGAAUUAACAUUCAAAGAACCCAUGGAGGACAAAACGACUCCCUGGGAGAUACACGUCGAUGGAGCAGUUUGCGGAGAAGGAGCGGGCAUCGGAGUCGUGCUCAAAGGACCAGGAAGAAUCCAAAUGGAAUACUCAGCAAGACUCGAAUUUCCAGCUUCCAACAAUGUUGCGGAAUAUGAGGCGCUGAUAACAGGGUUGCAAUUAUGCGAAGAGCUCAAUAUCUCCGAAGUCCAGAUCUACAGUGAUUCACAACUGGUCGUGAACCAAGUCUCAGGGAACUUCGAAGUAAAGGAAGCUGCAUUGAAGAAAUACGCCAAGCAAGCCAAAACCUUCUUUGCCGAUAAUGGGCGAUCCUGGUCGUUACAGCAAAUACCCAGAGCAAUGAAUGGAAGAUCAGACGAAUUGGCAAAGUGGGCGGCAACAAAGAAUUACGAUUCGAUGAGAAAUAUCCCUCAUGAAAUUAAACGACAGCCUAGCUUCCAAGGAGAAAUCGAAGAAGGCGAAAUGCUGAUAGUGGAAGAAGAGGAAGAAAACUGGAUGACUCCCCUCACAGCAUACUUAGCUGAUGGAACACUUCCGGAGGACAGAAAGGAAGCUAAAAGAAUAGUGGUACUAUCAUCAAAGUUCGGAAUAUACAAUGGCCAGCUGUACAAGCGGUCAUUCACCCAUCCCUGGCUAAAGUGUGUAAACAAAAGAGAAGGAGAGUACAUCAUGAGAGAACUACACGAAGGAACCUGCGGAGCACACGAUGGAGCAUCAACCCUGGUCAGGAAAGCCCUGCUACAAGGCUAUUAUUGGCCCUCGAUGAAAGAACAAGCAACAACGCUGGUAAGAGGAUGCUGGCCUUGCCAGCAACAUGCUUUGAUACCAAGAAAGCAAGCCUCAGAAAUGAAACCCAUCGGCAGUGCAUGGUCGUUCGCCCAGUGGGGUAUGGACAUCCUGGGACCUCUCCCUUUGGCCACAGGACAACGGAAGUUCCUGGUAGUGGCAAUCGACCACUUCACCAAGUGGAUAGAGGCAGAACCACUGUUCGACUCAGCAAAGUUUAGGAAGUUUUGUGCCGAGUAUCAGAUCGACCUAAGGUUCACUUCGGUUUACCAUCCACAAUCAAAUGGGCAAACCAAAGUGGCUAACAGAAUCCUACUGGCCGGACUAAAAAGAAGACUAGACGAGUACAAAGGAAGAUGGGUAGAAGAACUCUACAGCGUCCUAUGGAACUACCGUACCACCCCUAGAGAAUCAACGGGCGAAACUCCAUUAGCCCUAGCCUAUGGAACGGAGGCUGUAAUUCCUGUAGAGAUCGGCGCACCCACGCCAAGGACAGAAGACAACCAACUAAACUUAGUUGAAAAUGAAGUAGAGCUCAGGAACAAUCUGGACCUCUUGGACGAAAAGAUCAACAGAUCAGAUAUCAGGAUGGAAGCCUACAGACAGAAAAUGGCAAGACAUUUCAACAGCCAUGUGAAAAAAAGAAAGUUCGAAUUAGGCGACCUCGUCAUGAGAAAGACCGAAGUUAUGAAGGGAGCAGCAGGGACCGGAAAGCUGCAACCAAAUUGGGAAGGACCUUACACCAUCAGCAAGGUCAUUAAAGAAGGAACAUUCAAACUCACCAACUCCAUGGGAAUAACCAUACCCAGAGCAUGGAACGCCAACAACUUAAGGAAAAUUUAG
Mercurialis annua (annual mercury) is the source of this 5292-nucleotide messenger RNA. RefSeq lists its product as uncharacterized. The record is from RefSeq and is a predicted model, not a curated record. NCBI's taxonomy places the organism in Eukaryota, Viridiplantae, Streptophyta, Magnoliopsida, Malpighiales, Euphorbiaceae. The transcript is spliced from 2 exons. The coding region runs from base 1 to 5292 and encodes 1763 amino acids. Gene Ontology annotation, molecular function: nucleic acid binding; RNA-DNA hybrid ribonuclease activity. Gene Ontology annotation, biological process: DNA integration.